Messenger RNA from Lactuca virosa, 522 nucleotides. NCBI's taxonomy places the organism in Eukaryota, Viridiplantae, Streptophyta, Magnoliopsida, Asterales, Asteraceae. The record is from the annotation of a GenBank genome assembly.
AUGGAAAACCACACACAUCGUCGACCUUUCAUUUGCCACGUGCAUCAUGAACUUACCACAACCUUCAUCGCCAUCUCCACAAUCUCCACAAAUGUCUCUACCGACGACAACAACUCAUCUCAGAAAUCAGUCGUGGGUAUGGCGGUCCAUAAAGCAGGAGAUUUAGCCAUAUGGAGCGAUGAUCGGAUCAAUAAGGUUGGUGAGAGUUCUGGGAAAUCAACUGACGGAUUAAAGGGAAGAGAUGGAAGAAGAGAUGAAAUCGAAGUUAGGUCUCGUAAGAGGGGAUAUAUAUUAGGGAAAGUUUCAAAGAGGGGCAAGAAUGCGACUCCAGUUUGUUUAAUUGUUGAAUCCGAUGAUGAUGAUGAUGAUCAUGUGGGGCUGAAUGAACCCUCUCCUCCGAAUCAUUGUGAAUUUAGAACUGAAGAGACUUCUGGAAGUGGAAAGGUCGAGAAGAAAUUGCGAAGCGGGAGAUCUUCAAAAAGAGGCAAGAACACGAAUCGAAAUAGCCUCAUCGAUGAUUAG